GUGUGUUUUUGCUGGGUCAGGAGCUUACCAACAAUGCUGGACACAUAUGCUUUGGUAUAAAAGUGAGCGGUUCAGAGAUGGCCAGUGUAGCUCUGGCAACCACUCAAUCCUGAGGAACAACUAACCCAACUGUAAUCAUGGGCAGAGUCAUCUUCUACGAGGACAGGAACUUUCAGGGUCGCUCUUAUGAGUGUAAUAGCGACUGUGCUGACAUGUCUUCCUAUCUGAGCCGCUGUCACUCCUGUAGAAUAGACAGCGGAUGCUUCAUGAUGUACGACCGUCCCAACUACAUGGGAAACCAGUAUUUUUUUAAGAGGGGCGAGUACGCCGAUUACAUGUCUAUGUUCGGAAUGAGUGACUGCAUCAAAUCCUGCCGUAUGAUCCCUAUGCACAGAGGAUCCUACAGAAUGAGGAUCUAUGAGAGGGAGAACUUCAUGGGUCAGAUGUACGAGAUGAUGGAUGACUGUGACAACAUCAUGGACCGCUACCGCAUGUCUCAAUGUCAGUCCUGUCAUGUGAUGGACGGUCACUGGCUCAUGUAUGAGCAGCCUCACUACAGAGGCAGGAUGUGGUACGCAAGGCCUGGAGAGUACAGGAGCUUCAGCAAUAUGGGUGGCAUGAGAUUCAUGAGCAUGAGGCGUAUCAUGGAUUCCUGUUACUAGUGUUCUAAUGUUAAAAUAAAAUUUGUCUAAAUUAAUGAUUGGAUUUGUCUAUUGAAACCAUUUACUAAGACAAUAUCUUUCCAGAACAAACACCAAUGAAUUAAUAAAUAAAUCAUGCAUGUGAAAGUGUA
Misgurnus anguillicaudatus (oriental weatherfish) is the source of this 793-nucleotide messenger RNA. NCBI's taxonomy places the organism in Eukaryota, Metazoa, Chordata, Actinopteri, Cypriniformes, Cobitidae. The record is from RefSeq and is a predicted model, not a curated record.